Messenger RNA from Podarcis lilfordi (Lilford's wall lizard), 573 nucleotides. Lineage: Eukaryota; Metazoa; Chordata; Lepidosauria; Squamata; Lacertidae. The record is from the annotation of a GenBank genome assembly.
AUGCUCGGGGCUGCAAAGUGCUGCUGCUCCAACUUCUUAAAACAGCUUCAGCACUUCAGCGGCAGCGUGGCUGCGAAACCAUCCCGAGACCCUCUCGAUUCCCAAGGCAGCAGCAGCAGCAGCAGCAACGAUCCUGCUGCCACCAUCUUCUCCCUCCCUCUGUUCAGGCGAAGCCUCACGUUCUUCUUCCCCUUCGCUGGGGUGAGAGGGGCGAUGCUUCGCUUUCCCGUCCGGCCACGUAGAGGGAGGAGGCAGAAUAGGAGGAGCAGGAGAAGAAAGCGGCAGCAGGAUCGCUCCUGCUUCUGCCUUGUGGAAGGAGAGGGUUAUUUGGAGCUACAAGCAGCCGCGCAUUUGCAGCCCCAAACGGCAUCUCGGCAGCAUCCACAACGGCUUAGGGUCUGGCGGGGGGGGGGCUGUUCUGCAGCCUCACAGCUCUUCCCCAUCCCACCCCACCCUCUCCUUACAGCCGGAUCUGCAAAGCUCUCUUUGAAGUCCCGCUUCAGCUCCAGCGAUCUCUUUCACGUAGGGCUGGCGGGGAGGAAUGUCUACACGCGCGCCAGCAGUGGCAAUUGA